UCGGUCCGACGGUGUGCGCAUUCUGAUCUCUCUUCAAUAUCGAUAAUAAUUAGUUUUCCAAGAAAUUAUAUUUGUAAAAUGCAGACGAAAAUUCACCUACCUACAACAGUGAACGCGGAGGACGGAGCAGAAGCUGAAUUUGCAGAAAAAGAUGCAAGUGGAGGAGUUGUGUCUUUCACUCCAGGUCAAGAACCUCCGAGUGCAACUACAGUAGAUAUAAAGGAAACCAACGCGGAAGAGAGUGGGAAAAUGUGUUCAGGUCCCAGAAUGACCAAGGAGUAUUUAAGGGACCUUUGCAAGAAAAACAAACUGUACCUGACGCCACGGUUAAAUGACACAAUUUAUCUUCACUAUAAAGGUUUUUCUUGUAUUGAGGGUUUGGAGGAAUAUACUGGCCUGCGCUGCCUGUGGCUGGAGUGUAAUGGUAUUCGGAAGAUUGAGAAUCUGGAGCAUCUGACAGAGCUCCGCUGCCUGUUCCUCCAUCAGAACCUCAUUAAUACACUGGAAAACCUGGAGCCACUCAGCAAGCUUUGCACACUCAAUGUCUCCCACAAUUAUAUCAAGGUCAUUGAGAACAUUUCAUGCUUGAGUGAGCUGUCCACAUUGCAGAUCUCACAUAACACACUGGAGAAAGUUUGUGACAUGGAGGAGCUGUCACGCUGUUCCUCCAUCUGUGUUCUUGACCUGUCUCACAACCACAUCAGAGAUCCAGCACUCAUCAGCAUUCUAGCGAAGAUGCCUGACUUGCGGGUGCUAAAUUUAAUGGGUAAUGAGAUCAUCAAAAAAAUCCCAAACUACAGGAAAACUCUGAUUGUGCGUCUAAAGCAGCUGACCUAUCUGGAUGACCGGCCUGUGUUCCCAAAGGACAGAGCAUGUGCAGAAGCAUGGGCAACAGGUGGCUUGGAAGGUGAGCAAAAAGAGAGGGAAUUGUGGCAAUCUAGAGAGAGACGAAAGAUUCAGGAAAGUUUGGAUGCAAUGACUGCGAUCAAAGAGAAUGCUCUGAAAAGGUGGCAAACUCGAGAGCUCCUGGAGAAAGGAAUCAUAGAGCCUCAAAAUACUGCUACUGAUGAUCCGAGCCCUCAAGAGGAAAUUUUGAAAUCUCCACCUCUGCCAGAAAUUGCACCUGCAGAGAGUGACACAUCAAAUUCUUUGCAAGAACAAAAUGAUUUAUCAGCGUCAGAGACAGACCACAUUUUACAAUCAGCAUUUGAUGAGGAGCAGUUUACUCAGCCCACAGUUGAUCAAAAUUAUUCUGGCCAGUCAAAACCAGAGAAACAGACUUCCAUGUCAGCUUCAGAACAGGCUCUCCAACAAUCAUUUGACCAGGACCAGACUGGCAAGUCUGCAACAUGUGAAUUUAAGACCAAAGAGGAGAGGAUUCCAACUCUUUAUUCAGAACAAGAGAGGAAUCACAAAACAAGCUGUUCUCACACAAAAUCAUCACAGUCUAGUGGUUCUGUUUCAAUAACUGGUCCGGGUGCUUUUGUCACUGAACUGAUCACUGAUGAUGAAAUAGAGGCUAUCACCCUGUCAAAUGUACCAUCAUUAACUACUGAUGACCUUCCAGACCUGGAGGAUGUAGAAAAUAGCUUGAUGUUCCAAACAACUCCACAGAGUAUGGUCCGUCCAAAGAUUGAGGUCAUCUCUGGUGAUGAUGACACAGAAGCAGUUGCAAGUUUGUAUCACUGGCCUCAGACAGAGGAAGUUACCCCUGACCAAUCUCAGCUGCUUUUUAGAGUCUCCACUAAGAGAACAUCUGUUAAGCAGCAGAAUGCUGUCUUCACCUGUCAGAGAAAUGCCAUGGAAACAGAAACAGGAGAUGUUUUCCAAAAGACAGCAAAAAACAAAAAGACUGUUCUGAUCGAGGAACUAGAUUGAAUCUUUAUAGUU
Xyrauchen texanus (razorback sucker) is the source of this 1890-nucleotide messenger RNA. It is a transcript of the gene dnaaf1, whose product is annotated as dynein axonemal assembly factor 1. NCBI's taxonomy places the organism in Eukaryota, Metazoa, Chordata, Actinopteri, Cypriniformes, Catostomidae. Gene Ontology annotation, molecular function: protein binding. The transcript has 10 exons. The record is from RefSeq and is a predicted model, not a curated record. Bases 79 to 1878 code for a protein of 599 amino acids.